Molecule: messenger RNA, 1544 nt
Organism: Racocetra persica
Lineage: Eukaryota; Fungi; Glomeromycota; Glomeromycetes; Diversisporales; Gigasporaceae
Source: the annotation of a GenBank genome assembly
GGCCGAAAUUAUUACAUCAGUUGUCCAUAGCAGAAAGUAUAAUCAAGAUUAUGAAACCAAUGUUAUCAUUGCUACUACAAUGCUCUCUUUUGCGCUAAGUUCUAUUCUGACCGGUGCCGUGUUUUGGAUAAUGGGUGCUUUAAAACUUGGUUCUUUGAUUGAAUUUUUUCCUAGGCACAUUUUAGUCUCCGUGCGUCUUGAUAAAAAUUUAGAGUUUUCCCUUGAUACGCUUAACGAACUUUUCCUCCAUGGCCAUAACUUUGCCUUAUGGGGUUCAGCAUUAGGCUUGGCUAUACUUUUGAGGAUAAUUCAAUCCAAAAUUCAUCAUUGCCUUGUUGUUCCAAUUUAUUUUAUGGUUGUUCCUGUUUUAUUCUAUAUCACUAUUUUCAUAUGCAAUUUCUCAUGGAAAGUUUUAAGAGAUGAAAAAUGGGUUUUUGAAUUACCUGACAGUGAAGCUCCCUGGUAUAAUUAUAUUGGCCGGUUUGCUUUGGGUGUAUCACUUAAUGAAGAUAAUGUGGAUACCAAUCGUGAAUUGGUUGCUCAUGGAAUAUCAAACAUUGCAUCCGGAUUAUGUGGCAGUGUUCAAAAUUAUUUGGUGUAUACUAAUUCUGUAUUAUUCAUUAAAUCUGGUGGUGAUAGUCGCGUUGCUGGGUUAAUGCUUGCUGCUGGAACUGCGGUUAUUCUUUUUGUGGGUCCCUGGAUUGUUGGUUACAUCCCAGUAAUGGUAGUUGGUGCUCUUAUUUUUCAUCUUGGAUUAGACUUAUUAAAAGAGGCUUUGAUUGAUACUUGGGGAAUUGUCAAUCGCAUGGAAUAUUUUACCAUUGUUGCCAUUGUUGUUGCUAUGGGUUCUCUUGGUUUUAUUGAAGGAAUUUUCUUAGGAAUUAUAAUGGCAUGCAUAUUUUUUGUGGUUUCAAACUCUCGCAAGAGUGCGAUACGUGCUACCUUUUCAGGAAGUUCGAUUUCAUCUACUGUUAGGCGUCGUUAUCGUCAACAAAGGUUUCUUAAAUAUGUUGGUAGUCAAAUUUAUGCAAUCAAACUCCAAGGUUAUUUGUUUUUCGGAACAAUUAGUGGUGUAGAAAAAGAAAUUCGAAGAAUAUUAACAUAUGGUGAAUGGAGAAGAAAUCCAAUUCGUUUUCUGAUUCUGGACUUUAAUCUUGUUAGUGGUUUGGAUUUCAGUGCUGCAGAAGCAUUUUUCAGAAUUCAAAGGCUUUUACAAGUUAAAAAAGUUUAUCUAGUAUUUUGUGGUGCAUCUUAUCAUUCUGAAGUGGGAAAGGCUCUUAGAGCUAUUGGAUUGUGGAGAGAUGAACCAUAUAAUCCUGAUAACACUUUACUUAUUUAUGAAAACUUUAAUGAGGCACUUGAACAUUGUGAGAAUAUGUUGCUACAAGCAUACUAUGAAAGUGUAUCCUCAUUAAUUACAAAUCAGGAUGUCUAUAGUAGUGCAAUGCAACCCAUACAGAAUAGACCAUCUGGUGAUAUUUCGGAGAUAUCCUCUCCACGUGGUGCUCAGAUUAAAAGAAUGGGAGGAAGUUUAUUACUGCCUG